Messenger RNA from Pungitius pungitius (ninespine stickleback), 4203 nucleotides. It is a transcript of the gene sbk1, whose product is annotated as SH3 domain binding kinase 1. Lineage: Eukaryota; Metazoa; Chordata; Actinopteri; Perciformes; Gasterosteidae. The record is from RefSeq and is a predicted model, not a curated record. Gene Ontology annotation, molecular function: protein serine/threonine kinase activity; ATP binding. The coding region runs from base 299 to 1630 and encodes 443 amino acids. Gene Ontology annotation, biological process: peptidyl-serine phosphorylation; peptidyl-threonine phosphorylation. The transcript is spliced from 5 exons.
AACCCCCCCCCCCCCCACACACACACGCACACACACACACACACUCACACACACUCGUCUCCUCACCCCCAGGAGUUGGACCGACCGGAGACGCGGCGCUGUGGAGACAGAGUGGCGACGGAUGUGGUCCAUGCGCGUUGCAGAGUGCACGGAGGUUUCGAAUGGAUCCGCACGCGCUUUUUAGCGCGCGCACCUGAUACCUGAACUUUGCUCGUCCGGGGGACCCGGCCCUCGGUUUCUCUGCGGACCGGACCGGACCGGACCGGACCGGAGCGCGGCAGCUCUGCUCGCCGAGCGGAUGCAGGACCAUGGAGGAGAGAGACAGGUCGCCAGCAGCCUGCCGCACGGCGUCAAGGCCAGCCUGUCCCUCUCGCCCUCGGGGCCCGCCCGGCCGGCGGCCGGCGGCGGGGGCGGGGGCUCCCCCACGUCCGCGGCGGGCUACUGCGGCGGGGCGCCCGUGGAGGACAUGCAGGCGCUGGCCAUCGCCUCUCUGUCGGCGGCAGACGUGGCCAAGCAGUACGAGCACAUCCGCGAGCUGGGGAAGGGCACGUACGGCAAGGUGGACCUGGUGGAGCACCGCACGCAGGGCACCAAAAUGGCGCUCAAGUUUGUCACCAAAAACAAGACAAAGCUCAAGAGCUUCCUGCGGGAGUACAGCCUGACCGGCUCGCUCAGCUGCAGCCCUUUCAUCAUCAAAGUCCUGGACGUCCUGUUCGAGACGGAGGACAGCUACGUGUUUGGACAAGAAUACGCCCACGCCGGGGACCUCUUCGACAUCAUCCCGCCGCAGGUGGGCCUGCCGGAGGAGAUGGUCAAGCGCUGCAUGCAGCAGCUGGGCCUGGCUCUGGACUUCAUGCACGGCAAAAACCUGGUGCACCGGGACGUCAAGCCCGAGAACGUGCUCCUGUUCGACCGCGAGUGCCGCCGCGUCAAGCUGGCGGACUUCGGCAUGACCCGGCGCGUGGGGUGCCGCGUGAAGCGGGUGAGCGGCACCAUCCCCUACACGGCGCCGGAGGUGUGCCGCGCCAGCCGCGCCGAGGGCUUCCUGGUCACCGCCAGCCUGGACGUCUGGGCGUUCGGCGUCCUGAUCUUCUGCAUGCUCACGGGCAACUUCCCCUGGGAGGCGGCGCUGGCGGCCGACGCCUUCUACGAGGAGUUCCGGCGCUGGCAGAAGGCCGGGUGCCCCGCGGGGACCUACCCGUCUCAGUGGCGCCGCUUCACCGAGGACGCCCUGCGCAUGUUCCAGCGGCUGCUCGCCCCCGAGCCGGACAAGCGCUGCGGCGUCAAGGACGUCUUCUGCUUCGUCAAGUACGAGCUGGUCAGCGAGCUGAGGCGCCGGGCGUCGUGCCGGGCCAAGAGGGGCGAGAGGUCGAGCUCGGGGGCGUGCGCCGGCAGCUGCACCUCCUCCUCCUCCUCCUCCUCCUCCUCCGCGGCGUCGCGUUCCUCGCACAGACACCCCGAGCCCUCCACGCCCCCGGGGACGUCCUGCAUGCGCCCGGCGCCGCUCAAGCGCAGCGUCCUGUCCGACCCGCUGUCCCCGAGGGAGGACCCCGGACAGCACCAGUCUCCGGCCCGGGACAAGAACAAGAGCCAGAUGGUGAUGGCGACGGCCAUCGAGAUCUGCGUGUGAGACCGGGUGGCUUUUCACAGGGGGGGGGGGGUGAUAAAGACUCUAUGGCCACGUCCCCAGCCGUGGGAAUGGACACCACCAGGAAGCGGGACACACUUGGACAGCUCAUCACUGGGCUCGUGCUGUUGAGCUCCUCUUCCGUGUUGGUGCCAGCGGUCCCAGACUUAAUUCUGUCUUUCGUCACUCAUCACUCAGUGUCUCUAGGACUUUGUGUCUCUUUUCCAUCUCAUCUGAUGCGGUGAUCCUUCCUCACGCUUCCCGGGGGGCCACUUCAGAUUUUAUUUUUUUCCAAAAGAUGGUGUUGUGAGGGGAAACAUUAGAAUAGAUACCUCCUACGUAGCAGUUUGUUUGAGACGUCUUCUUCUAGCAGGUGACUUAGAGACUGAUCACCUCGUAACACUCCAGCGGGUCACUUCCUGUUCUAUUAUUAAUGGAAACCCAUCGACUGGUCGGACUACUCACCUGUCAACGGAGAAAAAAGAGGCGUAGAAAUGUCUUUUUAUUAUUUAUUUUCUACCUGCCCUGUGAGUUUGUGUGUUUUCAAAUCCCAAAGCACAAGAUUUUGUAAUGUCUUACAUAGUAAAUGGAUUAUCUUUAUUGUAAAUAAUUUGAUAUUUCUAGGAGUGCACCAUGUUAUCAGGUAGUUCAAUCAUGUAGCGGUUUAAUCAUUUUCUACGACAGGAAAUGGGUAUUUAGGGUCUUGCAGGUUGGGGCAAUGCAUUGUCUGUAGCAGCAAAGCAUUAUAAAAUAACAUAAUGUACAUUAUAUAACGACAAAGUAAAUCUAUAGAAACAUGAAGCCUUUCACAAUGUAUAACAUGGUAGCAGCAGCAGUUUUUUUUUGUCGAACAGACAUCACUCAUUUCUGCAUUUUCCUCUCUUUAAGCAUCGCAUGAGCAACGCCCACCAUCGCGCUCCCCGACUAUUCUCACUCCGUCGGCUCCUCCUUUAAUCACCCGGGGUCAAGAUCUUCCCAAAUGAAUUUGCAAUCGCCUGCAAAAGGUGUUCCAAUAUCUGUCGUCGCACCGUGCGCUCGCCUGCAAUUUCAUCCGUUUCCCUGUCUGGGAAUUCACCCCCCCCAGCCCAGGUGCGUGUUAUCUGUACCGAGGACCUCUGUGUCAGCUGUAGACGUUCUGCGAGCUGAUGAAAAGACCCCGACCGGCGUUCUGCUUCAGCUUCCCGGAGAAGAUGCCGCUCAUUAAAAAAAGCAUCUAAAAAGCAGAGUACAUUCAAUGUGAACGCUUCAAUGCAUGCUCAUUACCAGCUUUUCUCUUCUUGCUUGAACUGCGGCGGUGUGUGUGUGUGUUUCUAUUUUCGUGUGUGUGUGUGCCUGAAUGUGUGCUAGCCUUCUCCCUCCUAAUUUCCGCCGCUCUUCCCAUGACAGCCCAUCAGCGCUGUCGCCAUGGCGACGGUGCCAGUGCUCCCCUGGUUCGCCUUCUGUCCUCCUCUUGAAAAUCAAGUCUAAUUGAGCCCAAAUGAAACAACUGGUCACCAAAACCCCCCCCCGCCCCCCGUUCACUCAGCCGCGGCGCCUCGUGAUAGUUUCUCAGCUUGUUAUACUGAAUGAUACGUAUUUUAUGAGCCACUUCUCAGAGCUAAUUCUUUAUCUACUCUCAUCUGGCAUAAUCCGAUCCAUCUAUUGAGGGCCCCUUUUGUCUCGCUCCAGUCUCACUCUCGGCUCUGCAAAAGGUAUCCGAUUGAGGCUGAAGGCUCGCGGGUGGAACGCGUUGCACGCUGCGAGGUCGGCUGCCUCGUAGGGUCUGUCUGAAGGGAACCCCCCCCCCCCCCCCCCCCGCUUGUGGUGAAGAGGAAAGCAUCCAUCCCCAAUGAGGGCUAGCAGCGUAGUAGAUGGAGACGGGUUCUGGAUGGAUGUGUUGAAGGUUCCGUGGAGUCAAACAAACGCAACUCAAUGUCCCCCCGAAAUGAAAUGUAGCGCAUCUCAACCUUACUUGAAGCAACUAAAUGUAAGGCGUAGCGUGCUUCAAUGACUUGGUUGCACAUUGCUGCUUCUCAUGGACUGUUACGACAGCAAUUGUCGAGUUUAACGAUGAGGUGUCAGACGAUGAAUCAAGUUUCAGUGAAGCGGCUUCCGUUCACUUCCGGUUGUUUCCAAUGAACAAUGAGCUGCUUUGUGCCAGCAGAUGUUGUUGUAGAAUCUAAUGUAUGAUAAAACUGUAUGUUCUGUGUCUUUAAAAAAAAUUAAAUACGAUUAAACAAAACAUGUUGGAAUAAAUUCCUGCAGCACAUUUGAGCUUAACGGGUUAUUAGGUUAUUCCUGUGGAUGUUUAGAAGUAUCGUGGUGGUAUUUCCUCCCGGCCUUUAGGGAAGGCACGUUCAGCCCCGGCUUUGUAAGGUUCCCAGACUCCACAUCAGGGGAAGGUCAGCUCCAAUCACAUGUGAUCCUCCGAGGCUUUGGUCUAAAUCGCCAGCGAGCCACCAGACUGUUCCAAUGUGCUCACUCCCUUCUUUAAAAAAAUAAAAGCCCAAUUAGCGCAUCUGGAGACAGCGGCUAUCUCGCAGCCCUUACAAAGAGCGAAGGAGCUCACGGACGGUGAGAGCACGGAACCCAACCCG